ACUUUUAACAAACCUGAGAUGAGCCCGGAGCAGCAGCUCGGUGCGCCUGUCGCAACUCAACAAUUCUCCAUAUUUUAACCACAAGUAUGAUUGAAAGAUAUUUCCAUUCCUGGAUAUAUAACUCUCUUCGAUUAUAUUUAGAUUAGUUUAUUUUCUUUUUGUUUUUUGUUUUUAUUUGUACGUUUUUAUUUAUUUUUAGUCUUAGACGAGCAUGUGCGUAAUUUUGCGAGGAUUGCCGAGGUGCCACCGGGACUGAGUUUGGCAAUAUGCGCCGCUGGGAUAUGAUUUUCAACCGAAAGGCUUAUGGAAUAUAGCCUGGUGUGUCACAGCCUGUAUGCCCUCUGGUCUAGCCCCGUGAAGAAGAAACUAAUACUGCUCAGCAUCAUGUUUUUAAUCUGGGUAUACAUGCUGUACUCCUGCGUGGGCUACUGCUCCACCAUGCCAAGUUUGGUGGUGGACAGUUACCGGGGCAAGGAGACUGGCUCGGCGGUGGGCAAGAGGACAGAGAGCAGCAGCAGCAGCAGCAGCAGGACGGACCUGGUGUCCAGACUGUUGGCCAAACCGCAGCCGUGGGAGGAUAUAGAGAGCGACUACGAGGAGCCGUCCAUCAGGACCGCCGCGUCCAGAGACCUGCUCAAUAACGAGCUGGAGACGGACAGAACCGACGACUGGGACGAGAUGCGGGGAGACCAGCAGCAGAGAGCACCGGAGCCAAGCGCCAUGUCCAGCUUCUCCAACGGCUCCGGGAGUAAGAAGCUGCCGCAGGCGAUCAUCAUCGGGGUGAAGAAAGGAGGGACCCGGGCUCUGCUGGAGUUUCUCCGGGUUCAUCCGGACAUCAGAGCCGUGGGAGCGGAGCCGCACUUCUUCGACCGCAACUACGAGAACGGACUGGAGUGGUACAGGGAGCUGAUGCCCAAGACCCUUGAAGGCCAGAUCACCAUGGAGAAAACCCCCAGCUACUUUGUGACCAGAGAGGCUCCAGCCAGGAUAUCCGCCAUGUCCCGGGACACCAAGCUGAUCGUGGUAGUGAGGGACCCCGUCACCAGGGCUAUCUCGGACUACACGCAGACAUUGUCUAAGAAGCCUGACAUUCCCUCGUUCGAGAGCCUCACCUUCAAAAACAGGACUACGGGGCUCAUCGACACCUCGUGGAGUGCCAUCCAGAUCGGCAUCUAUGCCAAACACCUGGACAACUGGCUGCAGUAUUUCCCCAUGGACCAGAUCCUGUUCGUGAGCGGCGAGCGCCUAAUCAGCGACCCGGCCGGUGAGCUAGGUCGCGUGCAGGACUUCCUGGGUCUGAAGAGGAUCAUCACAGACAAACACUUCUACUUCAACCAGACCAAGGGUUUCCCGUGCCUGAAGAAGGCUGAGGGCAGCAGCAAGCCCCACUGUCUGGGCAAAACCAAAGGGCGGACCCACCCGAACAUUGACCCUGAGGUGGUGCAGAGGCUACGGGACUUCUACAGACCCUUCAACAUGAAGUUCUACCAGAUGACAGGACAUAACUUCGGUUGGGAUUGAUGUGAAAAUCAUGAACAUUUUCUUUUUUUUUUUUGUUUAUUUGUUGAGAAGUUAUUUUUUUUCCUCUGUAAUUCAAUGGCAAGAUGUGGAGAUAUUGCUAUAUAUAUGUAAAAUGUACAGAAAUCUAUUUUAUAAUAAUUUAUUUUUAUUUCUAAGCAAUUAAUUCACUAAGCUGCCUAACCAUACUUGUACAUAACAUCUGGCCCACAUGUUGUUUUUAACAUUCCUCAUUUUAAUUUUGAAUUCUCUCGCUCCUCCCGCGUGGUCCUGUAAACUCAGUGGAUUUAUCGGUGCUUCACGAUGCAGAUAAUCAAGCGAUGACGGAAGUAGAAGUUAGGGUGGAAAAUGUAAAAAGCACCAUAUAUAUACGGGUACAGAGUGCUCACAGAGAAGUGGAGAACACCUAUCCAUGUGCAUCCUUCAUUUAUAUAUGCAUCAUCCUUUUUCACUCUGAGUGUGAUUCUUCUAUAACGUGUUUCACUGUAGCGCAGUAACCCUCCAGUUAAGUUUUACACAGUCCAAUUCUCCUGCGCCGGCGUUGGCCAAAGCUGCAGAUCUCUUGUCCCCUUCCACUCAAUAACAGGUAGAUCAAUAGGGCCUAAUUGAUCCUCAUUGUGUCACUCAUGCUUAAAGUAUACAGCUGCCCUUUCAUUCACAGUGCUCCUGCUGCCUGCUCUAAUGAAUGGCCCAUCCAUCAAACGUUAAAUCCUAUCCCGGACCACAUAAGGGCCCAUGUUAACAUUAUGCUAAUCGGGUAAAGGUAACUGGCGGAUCGAUCAAGCCACUGCUCUCUAACUCCCCAUUAGAAGCGGCGUUUGGCUGAGAGCCAGGCUCUUGCCCUAUCCGCUCGGUUCAAAGGUCACGCAAAGUCUCAAUCAAAUUUUCCUGGAGAGAGCGGAGCCGGAGCGCGGGUCGGCGGGUCGGCGGGGUGUGGAGCGCGUGCCUUGUUUUCACGGUAUGAUGCAGAAUCUUUGCGUGAGGUAGCCGAGGCAUAUCUAUCAGAAACUGGAGCAUGAAGGUAGAGAAGAUAACAGGCAAACUCUUCAAACAGAAGAGGCCCCCAAUGUUAGAUCCCAAACUAAAGACAUCAAAGGAGGUGGAAAGGUUUUUGUGAAGCGCUCUCAGCACAGCAAGAAUUGCCUCAGGCGGCGUUCAGCGUCUAACCUCUGCAGUGUCGUCAGAAAGCCUCGUGUGCCAUCGUCCAUGGCCUAUAUAUCUUAACGUUAUGCCUUAUUCACUCUCCACAUCCUCACACGUCUCAUCUCUCCACACCAGAUCUGUACUUGCUGCCAAAAAAAAACUUUGGGUUGAUAUCACAGCUUCAAUCGCUAUCUCUGCUUUUCCCCCUGCAUUGCUUCUUCUUUUUUCUUUUUUUUUUUUGUCUUUCUACUUGAAUUCUUGAUAUGCAAGAGGGAGAAAGCGCGUAGUUAUCAUUCUUUGAUGUGCUGGCCCCGUCUCUUCGCAGCGGGGUCGGCGCACUAUAAUAAUAAUAAUAAUAAGGGCACAGGGAGGCGGCCAUGCUUAUGCUGCGUUAUGCUGUGAUACGCUGUGCUAUGCAUGCUCGAUGUGGUGGCCGUUAUGAAAAUGCAGGGAAUGAUGGGAAGGGAUGAUUAGCGUCCAGAGGAGGGCCCAGACUGAAUGUACACAAUCCUCAUACAAAAAAAAAAAAAAUAGUCCCUUGAAUCAAUUUUAAAGUUUGAGUUGAAUUUGAUCGUCCCCCUUUUUUUUUUCCCCUUUUUGAACUUAAGAAAAAUGUUGUGCCUCUUUAACUCUCCAAUCCAACACAGUUAGCCUGCUUCUGUCAUUAAAACAGAUAAUGACCCUAAUUCAGCUAUUCCUCUUAUUUUCCAGUUGAAACCAGCCGCCUGGUUUAGCCUCAAACCGACGGCUGGUAGCAGGGGAGAUGGAGGCUCGUUACACUGUAUUUUUGUUUUUUUAGAGUGCUAUUCUCUACUUUCUCUGCCUGAGCGAUGGCACUCCUUGUGAGAAUUUAUGCGGAGUAAGCCUUCAUCCCCCCCUUCUCUCCUUAGUGCAAUGUUUGAUUGUAAUAAUAAUAAUUAAAAGAAAGCAUUUAUGGUGACCUCUGAUAGCGAGCUGGAAGGAAAGUCUGACAUGUUCCCCUGUAACUGAUGGAGUACUGCAUUUGAAUUAUGGUCAUGUAACUGAGGGAAUAUCUGAAAAAAAAAAAACAAACAAACUGGCACUCGUGGGUUUAGUCCAUGUUGCUGCAUCGGUUAUGGUUGAGUUUUAUUCAACCUGUUUUGAGAUCUGAAAAGAAAAAAAAAAAACGUUAGAAAUGUUUGUCUUACCCACAUAUAUUAUGUAUUUAGACUAGAGAAAUCUGUAUGUACAAAAUGAAAAAAAGACAUGUAAAUCAAGUAUUUUGUGGUAUGUACAUCAAAGGAAUUAAUUUUACACAAUGCAAAAGCAAAAUGGAACAGAUGUUUCUAGAUGAUUAAAUACUGAACAUUCAUAAUAUUUCUUUGUAUGAAGAAAUAAAUAAAAAAGUAUAUAUUUUACCAAAAAAAAAA
Messenger RNA from Larimichthys crocea (large yellow croaker), 4052 nucleotides. RefSeq names its product heparan sulfate (glucosamine) 3-O-sulfotransferase 3B1b (gene hs3st3b1b). Bases 304 to 1521 code for a protein of 405 amino acids. NCBI's taxonomy places the organism in Eukaryota, Metazoa, Chordata, Actinopteri, Sciaenidae. The record is from RefSeq and is a predicted model, not a curated record. Gene Ontology annotation, molecular function: [heparan sulfate]-glucosamine 3-sulfotransferase activity. The transcript has 2 exons.